UGACAGUACUGGCAUAGUAGACAUAAGUGAUACUCGUAUAAAGUAGCUAUCAAUUUUCAAGCCAGAGGAAGUCCCAUUGACAGGAAAAAGAAAAAAAUGGGAGUGAAGUUGAAGUUGCUGGUAAACAGUGUAACAAAGAAGGUGGUAUUUGCAGAAGCAGGGAAGGAAUUUGUUGAUUUCUUGAUGGGGUUAAUGGAGAUUCCACUUGGUUCAAUCCUCCGUCUUUUGAAACAAAAUUCCGAAAAUAGAGAUGGAAAUUCUAAUUUAUCCUUGGAAAAACUUUAUGAAAGUAUCUACUUAUUUGAUGAAUCAUACCUUCAGAAAUCUGAUGUCAGGAGUUCUGUUUUGGACCCUAAAUUUUCAUCUGUUACUAAAGUCAAGCAGGCUCAUGUCCUUCAACAGUUAAUUCAAGUCAACAGUAACUACUCCUCCUACUCCCAAUCUAGCCGGGAUGAGAUAGAUGGGUAUGUUAAGGGUGCUGCUAACUACAUGGUGAAGGAUGAUCUCUCGAUAACACCUUGCUCAACCAUCUCGAGCAUUAAUCUCUUCAACAUACAUGGCGUCAAAGAUAUCAGCUUCCUCCAAGAGAUGACUGUUGAGGUCGAUGGUAAAAAGGUCUUUCUCUUGCCCUAUUCAUAUUUUUCGUUUCCAUACUAAGUUACUUGUCACAUUUCCCCGGACUACAUUUUUAAGAAUAUGUCACAGUUUACUCAUUAUUCAACCUUAAGUUUAAUUACAAUUGUUCUAGAAAAUAUGAUAGUUACAUUCUAUAAAUUCAUGUAAGUAUAAUUCUGGACUUCUGAAUAACGUUCAGGAAAUUGUUAAUACUGUAAUGCUUACUUGAAAAUUAAUUUUGAGUGUUUGACUGGCUUUAGAGCUGGUGAGAACUGCAUUUUAUUCCAGUACGGUCCUCACAGACGUUUUCAUGAGCAACGAUCAAAGCAUGACUUCUACCAGUAAAAAUGAG
This is a messenger RNA of Chenopodium quinoa (quinoa), 967 nucleotides long. RefSeq lists its product as uncharacterized. The transcript has 2 exons. The record is from RefSeq and is a predicted model, not a curated record. NCBI's taxonomy places the organism in Eukaryota, Viridiplantae, Streptophyta, Magnoliopsida, Caryophyllales, Amaranthaceae. Bases 97 to 657 code for a protein of 186 amino acids.